Morchella sextelata is the source of this 2142-nucleotide messenger RNA. RefSeq lists its product as uncharacterized. Gene Ontology annotation, molecular function: ATP hydrolysis activity; ATP binding; ATP-dependent DNA damage sensor activity. The record is from RefSeq and is a predicted model, not a curated record. Bases 1 to 2142 code for a protein of 713 amino acids. Gene Ontology annotation, biological process: mismatch repair. NCBI's taxonomy places the organism in Eukaryota, Fungi, Ascomycota, Pezizomycetes, Pezizales, Morchellaceae. The transcript has 8 exons. Gene Ontology annotation, cellular component: MutLalpha complex.
AUGAAUUCAGAUACCGGGUCUUUGAAGCGAAAAGCUGUGGACGAUGCCGCUCCUCAAAACAUUCAGGCCCCUAGAAGAAUCAAGGCACUUGACCAAGUAGUCAUAAACAAAAUUGCAGCUGGUGAAAUCAUUGUUGCGCCUGUUCAUGCACUCAAGGAGUUGAUUGAGAAUGCUGUGGAUGCCGGUAGCACAUCACUGGAAAUUGUAGUGAAGGAGGGCGGUCUCAAGCUCUUACAGAUCACUGAUAACGGUCAUGGGAUCAACCUCGAGGAUAUGCCUAUUCUGUGCGAACGUUUCACUACGAGUAAACUGAAAUCAUUCGAGGAUCUUAAUGCAAUUGGGACCUACGGAUUCAGAGGGGAAGCCCUAGCAAGUAUUAGCCAUAUAGCCCAUUUGACUAUCACAACUAAAACGAAUGAUUCGAGUUGUGCCUAUAGAGCUGUAUAUUCAGAUGGUAAACUCGUUCCACCAAAACCUGGUCAGAGUGCAGACCCAAAACCAGUAGCAGGGAGACAGGGGACGCAGAUUACUGUUGAAGAUUUAUUCUAUAAUACCCCCUCCAGACGCCGUGCAUUCCGAAGCCCGGGCGAAGAGUACUCAAAGAUUCUAGACGUUGUUGGGCGGUAUGCAGUGCAUUGUUCGGGGGUGGCGUUCUCAUGCAAGAAGUUUGGAGAUGCAGAUAGUGGUGUCUCCACAACUGCGACUGCCUCUGUAAUUGAUCGAAUCCGUCGCAUUCAUGGUUCCAGCGUCGCCAAUGAACUCCUUGAGUUCACCACUUCUUCAAAGCACCUUGGUUUUGAGGCAACGGGUAUGAUAUCCAAUGCCAACUACCAUGUCAAGAAGACCACAUUACUCCUGUUCAUCAACCAUCGUUCGGUCGAAUCCUCCGCGAUCAAAAAGGGACUCGAAAAUGUCUAUGCAACAUAUCUCCCCAAGGGCGGACACCCAUUCAUAUAUCUAUCACUCGAGAUAGAACCUCAUCGUGUUGACGUCAAUAUCCAUCCUACAAAACGCGAAGUUAACUUCCUCCACGAAGAUGAGAUUGUCGCAAAAAUUGUGGAAACAGUUGAGGAAAAGCUGGCCGCAGUAGAUACGUCUCGUUCGUACACUCUUACGCAGACACUCCUUCCAGGCACGAAACCUAUCCAAAGUAGUAGUAUCGAUGAUACCGCAAGGGAAAUAAGAGCGAACGAUACCAAAGCAAAACGCAAGAAGGAAUACGAGUACAAUAUGGUCCGUACUGAUAACCGCGAUCGCAAGAUAACCACUAUGUUCGACAAUCCCCCCAUAAAUAAAUCUGCAGGCGACUCAGUAGAAUACGAGACCAACCAUGAUUCGACGUGGACAUUGAUAAAUUACACCACCAUUCACUCUUUACGCGCCUCCGUACGUGACAGCGCUCAUACAGAACUCUGUGAGCUGUUCCAGAACCACACGUUUGUGGGCAUAAUAGAUGACAACCGACGUCUCGCAGCUGUGCAACACGGGCUUCGCCUAUACCUUGUCGACUAUGCCGCUGUAUCGUACGAGCUGUUUUACCAGAUUGGCCUGAGCGACUUUGCAAACUUUGGGCGGAUAGUUUUAGAUCCACCGAUGGGUGUACGAGAUAUUCUCGAGAUUGCGGUGGAGGAGGAGAAGGCUAAGGGGGAAGAGGGUGAUUUCGACUGGGAAUCUGCGAUAACUACAAUCGAGCAACUGCUCCUUUCGAAACGUCCCAUGCUCAAAGAUUACCUCAGUCUCGAAAUUUCCGAGGAUGGUAACCUUGUCAGUAUCCCACUCUUACUGAAAGGGUAUAUGCCCAGUCUUGGAAAGCUUCCCUCCUUUAUUCUACGCCUAGGGCCAAACAUCGACUGGACAUCAGAGCUGGAAUGCUUUGAUACUCUUCUGCGUGAACUGGCAUUGUUCUACGUUCCCGAGAAACUACCGAGCGUGAGUGGUGAUGCUGACGAUGGAAAUGACGUUGUGGCGGCGGCGGGUAAUUGGGAUGUCGACGCGCGUAGAAAAGAGCUGGGGCGCGUGGUGGAAACAGCCAUAUUCCCGGUUGUCAGGAAACGAUUGAUAGCGCCAAAAACACUCCUGGGGGCCGUUACCGAGGUCGCCAAUCUGAAGGGGCUGUACCGCAUUUUUGAAAGAUCCUGCUAG